Messenger RNA from Cololabis saira (Pacific saury), 3197 nucleotides. RefSeq names its product protein kinase, cAMP-dependent, regulatory, type I, beta (gene prkar1b). The record is from RefSeq and is a predicted model, not a curated record. Gene Ontology annotation, cellular component: cAMP-dependent protein kinase complex. Gene Ontology annotation, biological process: regulation of protein phosphorylation. The transcript is spliced from 11 exons. Gene Ontology annotation, molecular function: cAMP-dependent protein kinase regulator activity. The coding region runs from base 146 to 1288 and encodes 380 amino acids. NCBI's taxonomy places the organism in Eukaryota, Metazoa, Chordata, Actinopteri, Beloniformes, Belonidae.
CGCAGAGAGAGGCAGAGCAGCAGCAGCAGCAGCAGCAGCAGCAUCCAGCUAACCAGCACAAACUCAUCAUUCUCCCUCUUCUCCCUCCACCAGCGAGGUGUUUUCUCUCUGAGCAUCCUCCGCAAUUAACGAGAUAAAAGAUAAGAUGGCCACCUCCUCCUCCACUUUGGAAGAAGAUGAGAGUUUAAAGAGCUGCGAAAUUUUUGUGCAGAAGCACAACAUUCAGCAGAUCCUCAAAGAGUGCAUUGUGAACCUCUGCAUCGCUAAGCCUGAGCGUCCUAUGAAGUUCCUGCGGGAGCAUUUUGAAAAGCUGGAGAAGGAAGAAUGCAAGCAGAUUAUGGCACGCCAGAAGUCUAAUAGCCAGUCAGACUCACAUGACGAUGAAGUUUCUCCUCCACCACCUAAUCCUGUUGUCAAGGCCCGGCGCCGACGGGGAGGAGUCAGCGCAGAAGUGUAUACUGAGGAGGAUGCUGUCAGCUAUGUGCGCAAGGUGAUUCCAAAAGACUACAAGACCAUGACUGCCUUGGCCAAGGCCAUCUCUAAGAAUGUGCUAUUUGCUCAUCUGGAUGACAAUGAGCGAAGUGACAUAUUUGAUGCCAUGUUCCCAGUCACCCACAUCGCUGGGGAAACAGUUAUCCAGCAAGGUGAUGAAGGGGACAACUUCUAUGUGAUUGACCAAGGUGAAGUGGAUGUCUAUGUAAAUGGUGAGUGGGUGACCAAUAUUGGAGAAGGAGGUAGUUUUGGAGAACUGGCCCUCAUCUAUGGGACUCCUCGAGCUGCUACUGUCAAGGCCAAGACGGAUCUUAAACUGUGGGGCAUCGACCGAGACAGCUACCGACGCAUCCUCAUGGGUAGCACAUUGAGAAAGAGAAAGAUGUAUGAAGAGUUUCUCAGUAAAGUCUCCAUCCUCGAGUCUUUGGAUAAGUGGGAGCGCCUGACGGUGGCUGAUGCUCUGGAGCCUGUUCAGUUUGAAGAUGGAGAGAAGAUUGUGGUGCAGGGAGAGCCUGGUGAUGACUUCUUCAUUAUUACAGAGGGAAUAGCCUCUGUUCUGCAGCGUAGGUCUGACAAUGAGGAGUACGUGGAGGUUGGACGCCUGGGACCCUCGGACUACUUUGGUGAGAUCGCCCUGCUGCUGAAUCGUCCCAGAGCAGCCACGGUCGUGGCCCGUGGGCCCCUCAAGUGCGUGAAACUGGACAGGCCCCGCUUUGAACGCGUGCUGGGGCCGUGCUCGGAGAUCCUCAAGAGGAACAUCCAGAGAUACAACAGCUUCAUCUCUCUCACCGUGUGAUAGGGCGGACCCUCCCACAGGGCCUCACCAGCAGGGUUGUGCAACAUCAGCAUCACAGUUUUAGUGAGUGGGUGGGACGUGGGGUGUGAGGAUGCAGGGUGAAGACGACAGAUUUUCCAUCCACAGUAAUGGAGCACUUAUUUCCUGCCUUUUUACGUUUCAUUUUGCGCUUUUCUUUCUUUUUACCUUGUGCACUUUGACUCGAUCUGUGCUGUCAUGUAGCUUUAUGUAGAAAACCACCACGUAGGGGGUGUGCAAACCAGAGCGAAGGCGGAGAUCAUUUAACUCGUGAUAAAUUGUAAAUGAGUCAUGCAUACAGUGGAUCUGCUGGAUAUGAUGCAUCCGAGACUGACAAAGAAUGGGGUCUGCACUUUCAAGUCAUUUAUGAAGUAUGUCUGAAGUAAAGUCAUCUUUACGCACAACGUGAGGAAAUGGGUACACAGCUUUGCUCGCUGGUUUUUAUUUGCCUUUUUUUUUUUUUUACCCUUUGGGUGUGUUUGGUACCACUUUUAAAUGAAAUUAGACUCCACAUACACAUGUUCACUAUGACGUACCAGUUCUCUUGCUUUAGAGGUAUGAAGAAAUAAAAUCUUGGCUGUUACAUUCCUUGUUUUGCUUCUUACAUACGCUUUUUCUGUUGGAAGUUAAAUUCUUAAUUUGUUUAUUUAAAAAAAUUGGUGUACAGAUAACGUGAAAAUACCUUAACCCAACAUGAAUUGGUCAUACUACUAAACGUCUUACAUGUGCAUCAAUAGCACGAUAUAGCUCAUGCGUUUCACAGAGGUCAUCGUUGUCCAAAAGCUGAAAAAAAAAAAUCUUUGCACUGGUCACUUAAUUAUAUGAAUAAUGAAUUAUGAAAUGUAUUUUAGUCUUUUGAGAGUAAAUCCUGUAAGGUUAACAGAGUUUGCUGCACAUCCUGGGGAACAUAUGACAUGUCUUUUUUCUCUGUCUUAAAUUCUGUAUUUAUUUUCCUUUGUUUUCAGUUUCCACUGCACAAUAUUAGGCUUGGUUUUAAGAAAUUGUGUGCACGCGUUCUCAAGUAAAUGUAAAUCAUUCACAUUCCUUCUUUAUAAAAGACAGUUUUGCGUGUUAAUUGUUUAUCAGUCUUACCCCAGGUGUGCUAAAACUUCGCAGAGGUCAUUGUUAAAGUUUAAAUUUCCCUCUGGUUCCUCCAGUUUUCGGACAGCUAUGCUUCAGAACAAUCAACUAGACUUUUGACUCACAGGCAAUAUUUGUCAGUAGGAUUCAUUUCUUCUUGGUCUUUGCCCCUGUUAGUUGACAACGAGGAAAAAUAAGCAAAAUCUUUCAAGUUGUCCAUCAACAUUUUGCAGUUUUUGUACGUGGUGUGUGUACCAGUCAUGUUUUGGGAAAACGUCGCUCUGUAAAGUACAAAUUUCCUCUUAUUACUGGCAGCAGCAGGGUCUGAUCUGUGAGCUGUUUUAAUCCAAAGGCACAUCAGUGUUAUCAGUCUGCUCUACACACACGGAGUCUGAAACACACAACUGUACUUGAUAUGCUUACGCUGUCUCAGGACUAAAGAAAUCUUCAACACAAACACACAAACGUCUUACUUGAUGCUUCUUUUUUUUUUUCUUUUAAACUGAUUUUGUUUGACGUUAUAAUGCUAGCUGAAAGCUUUUGCACCAUUUUACAGUUUGUAACAUUGGGUCAAUACAGCAGUGUGAUUUAGCUGUUUUGAGACAUUACUUGUGUGUUCUAUUUAAGAAAAGAGUAUAAAAAUAUGAGCUUGUGUUGCUUUCCUUUGAUCUCCUGCAAUAUGUCGAAGUUGCACAAAUGACUCAGCAAGUGAUGUAUAAAUGGGACCUUAAGAAAAGAGUCCUGCAUUCUUUUUCUUGUGUAUCUUUUUUCUUUCAACUAUCAAACCAUCUUGAGCUAAUAAAGAUAAGCU